Molecule: messenger RNA, 2047 nt
Organism: Acaulospora morrowiae
Lineage: Eukaryota; Fungi; Glomeromycota; Glomeromycetes; Diversisporales; Acaulosporaceae
Source: the annotation of a GenBank genome assembly
CGAAGCUCUGAAUCUAAAUACAUCAUUCCCUCCGCUCAUGGACGAGAACAAGUCUCAACCUCUCCAUGUCACAGGAAUACUCUUAUACCGUAUACAGAAACAGAUUGAAUUUUUAUUGUUAAACGAUACUUUUUCGCAUAAAAAACAUUGGACCGCUCCUAAGGGAGUAGUAAUUCGUCAAGAGGACGAACUAAAAUGUGCUCUUCGUAAUACAAUCGAAACCACUGGCCUUUCCGUAAACGAUUUGAGAAUUGAAGACGAUUUUAAAGCCGAGAUCACAUAUCUUUCCGAAACCCGACCUAAGAGAGUUGUUUAUUACCUCGCCCAAGUUUCGGAUCAUGCUCGAGUUUACACAAGUGGCGAAGGCCUCAAUUUUGCGUGGCUGUCCCUUAACGUCGCCACGGAAAAGGCCAUAUUCAAAAGUAUGCAAGAAAUUAUCAAGAAAGCAUACACUUAUAUUGACAAGAAAAAACCUAAAAAUCCCGAUCCGCCUCUACGAUCUCGAAUUGAUAAGAAUCAAAUCAACAGCGAUAGAUUAGAUUCUAGGAUGAAGGUCUUAAAUCUGGCUUUACCCUUAGAUUCUCAGCGUCAGGCGAUGUCCCGUCAGAGACUUGAGCUUGUUCGCGAGCGUCAGCAGCAUCAUCGUCCAGAGAAGAAUGGAAAUGGCUUCUCAUCACCCCUUCAUUCGCCAGUAAUGCCAUUCGAAAACCCUCUUUAUAAGACGCGUCUCUGCGAACGCUUUGAGACUGAGGGUUAUUGUCCAUACGGACCGAAAUGUACCUUCGCUCAUGGAACCGUCGAACUCAGGGAGAGGCCCUCCGGUGAGGAGAAAAUUGACGCACCACCAACUGCAAAAGAUGGACCGGAUAAUCCUUUGUACAAGACACGUUUGUGUGAGCGUUUUAUGAAGGAAAAUUUUUGUCAGUACGGGCCUAAAUGCAAUUUUGCUCAUGGCGAAGAAGAAUUGAGGGAAAGACCGAAUAUUGGUCAUAACAAUCGUGAUCAUGAAAAUCCCGAACCACAUGCUCAAGGCAACAAGCCCCAACACCCUCAUCAUCGACAAAACCAUGCUAACGAUGAUUCCGAAAAGAAGGUUUACCCUUCAGGUCCAAGCAUCACCGGAGGAUGGCGAUCAGAACGUUCGGAAAUUCAGAACGGAAUAUUUGGUCGCAUUGCAAUUCUAUCGGCCACUGAUUCAAUUAAUACGACAUCAAGCCCUCAAAUAGAAGAAACACAAGUCGAUCGAACACAAGAUGAAGCGAAAUUUGAUUCAGAGUUGGAAGGAAGAGGAGUGAUCGAAGAGCGUAAGGUGUUGAAUGAAGUCGAACGAGGUGAGACAUUCAACCACAAAAAUGAAGAUAAUCCGAAAGAACAAGAGGAAGAGACGAAAGAACACAAAGAGAAUUCAUUUAUACAGCAGAGUCCGGCUAUCAAAAAUGCAACUGUCAAGCGUCGCGGUGGAAAAGACAUAAUUGAUGGAGACGAAAAGCCAUGGAUGCAAGUGGUUGAAUUGUCUAACGUCGAACGCGAGCAACUAGGAAAAAUUAAGAAGACUGAUCAACAAUCGGUUGGGGACAAACGCUCUCACGACGAGGUUCUCAUUUCAGACCUUAAGAAAUUUUUUUCUCAAUCCCAAGAACAAAAAAAAACGAUUGCGGAUGAGAUUAAAGAGAUUACUCUCAUUGAAACCAGAAAAGAUCUGUCCAAGUCGCAACUAUUUAAUAUACUGAUUCCAAGCAUGUAUGAUGAAGCGACAUGGGAUGUAGUGAGCAAGGAUCUCACGAAAAAGGAAAAAUUAUUCAAAACGUUCGUUCGCUCGAGUCAGGAUCAUGUCACUUUCCUUAGGGCAUGGGAAAAAUUUUUGAAUCAACGGAAUACAAAUCUAUUAAACAAGGCACCGAUUCUCUUUAAGAUUUUUUAUGAUAAAGACUAUGUAGAUGAAGACGCCGUUCUGGAAUGGUAUAAUCAAGCCAAAGAUUCUAGUGAAGUGAAAAAGAAAUGUACAGUUUUUGUCAACUGGCUCAAAAAUGCCGAAGAAGAGGAAUAG